Molecule: messenger RNA, 1710 nt
Organism: Exophiala bonariae
Lineage: Eukaryota; Fungi; Ascomycota; Eurotiomycetes; Chaetothyriales; Herpotrichiellaceae
Exons: 8
Coding region: 1-1710 (569 amino acids)
Biological process (GO): transmembrane transport; carbohydrate transport
Cellular component (GO): membrane
Molecular function (GO): carbohydrate:proton symporter activity
Source: RefSeq, a predicted model, not a curated record
AUGGCGUCUGAUCGGCGAAGGUCCUCGGUCAUCCAGGUGAAUCGGGAGCAUGAUGGAGUGCUGAGAAUCAACGACGAGUCCGUUCGGCGGAUGUCGCACGCGAAUGCUUUCAUGGCAAAUGAUAUCGCCAAUGCAAAGCAGGCUUCGCAAAACGAAAAAGACUUGACUAUUCGAGAUGCCGUAAAGCUGUACAAGAAAGGAGUUUUGUUCUCCUUGCUUUUCUCUUUGGCGGUCGUCAUGGAGGGUUACGAUCUGUCGUUGAUGGGGUCCUUCUACGGGUUUCCACCAUUCAAGAACAGAUAUGGGACUGAGCCUGAUCCCACCGACGGAGGUAUGGUCAUCUCGGCGCCAUGGCAGAGUGGUCUUUCAAACGGUGUUCAGGUUGGUAGUAUUAUCGGACUUUACCUCAAUGGUUGGGUUUCGGAAAAGAUUGGCUACAAGAAGACAAUGUUUGGCUCACUCAUUCUUAUGAUUGCCUUUAUCUUCCUCCCGGUUUUUGCGACAAAUAUUGAAACAAUUCUGGCCGGCACCGUGCUGAUGGGAAUUCCAUGGGGUGUUUUCCAGACCCUUACUUGCACAUAUGCUUCUGAAGUUGUGCCUACUAUCCUCAGACCAUAUCUCACAACAUACGUCAACUUAUGCUGGGUUUUUGGUCAAUUGGUCGCCGCUGGUGUCCUUCGAGGUUUCUUGCAAAGGUCUGACCAGUGGGCUUACCGAAUCCCGUUUGCUCUUCAGUGGGUGUGGCCAGUUCCCAUCUUGAUCGGCACAAUCUUCGCUCCAGAGUCUCCUUGGUGGCUCGUUCGCCAGGGUCGCCUCGAGGAUGCAAAGAAAUCCCUGUUGCAAAUAACUACCCGUGACUGUGGAGUUCCUUUCGAUGUGGAUUCCCAAGUACAGAUGAUCAAAGCGACAAAUGAACUCGAAGCGGCGAUUUCCUCGGAUACUUCUUAUCUUGCCUGCUUCAAAGGUAUUGAUGCUCGACGUACCGAGAUUGCCUGUGUCGCUUGGGUGGCCCAAGCCUUCUGUGGUGCUGCUUUGAUGGGUUAUUCAGUCCAAUUCUACCAACGAGCAGGUCUCUCCGAUGAGAAUGCGUUCAACAUGAACAUUGGUCAAUAUGUCAUGGGAGCCAUCGGUACUCUCCUUUCAUGGUGGCUGAUGACCUAUGUCGGCCGUCGCGCUAUCUACUUCUACGGUCUCCUUACUAUGCUCUGUCUGCUCCUUGUAGUGGGUGGUUUGGGAACUAUGCCGCCAAGCGCCGGCCCUAGUUGGGGUAUUGGCUCGAUCCUAUUGGUCUACACGUUCGUUUACGACUUCACUGUCGGCCCGGUUUGCUAUUCCAUCGUGGCCGAAAUCCCUUCCACUCGCCUCAAAAUCAAGACAGUCGUUCUGGCCCGCAACUUCUACAAUAUGGGAGGUAUUGUGAACAACAUUUUAAUGCCUCGUAUGCUUGGAUUAAAUGCGUGGAACUGGGGAGCAAAGACAGGUUUUUUCUGGGCCGGUGCAUGCUUCUUGCUUUGCGUGUGGACGUAUUUCCGACUUCCUGAGCCUAAAGGACGUACGUACGGCGAACUUGAUGUCCUCUUCGAGCACAAAGUCAGUGCACGCAAGUUCCACAAGACCAAGGUCGAUCAAUUCGCAGGCGAACAUACCGAGAUCGUCCAGGAAACUUCUGACAGUGAUGUCGAGAAGGCACAGCACGAGCAUAAGGUUUAA